CGCCUGCUGUACUUCGUCGCCAGCCAUCAAUUGCCACCAAGACAUGCUCCCCUCGACAGUCGGAAAAUCGUGGUUUCUCUCGGUAUCAAUCCAAUCGUCGCGGGUUGGUUACCGAAGACCCAGUGUCUGGUUCCCGCACUGGGGUCGGAGUCGUCUUUUGGUUCCUUGUGUCCGUACCACUCCAAAACAACUGGUCCGCUUCGUUUCGAAUGUUUCUAGUGCACCAACAACAUGGAUCGAUCGCCUUCCUCCCAGAGUACAACCCUACCUCCACCUUACUAGGAUCGAUAAACCCAUUGGGACACUCUUACUGUUCUAUCCAUGCACCUGGUCAAUAACGAUGGCUUCGUACGCGCUAGACGCCCCACUUGCGACAAAUCUGGCCUACAUCGGUCUUUUCGGGCUCGGUGCAUUGGUCAUGCGAGGUGCAGGCUGUACAAUCAAUGACAUGUGGGACAAGAAUCUCGACAGGGCUGUAGAGAGAACGCGGAUGCGACCGCUUGCCCAAGGAGCUCUGACGCGACGUGAAGCACUUGUGUUUCUCGGCGGACAGCUGGCAGUUGGGCUUUGUGUGCUUCUGCAGUUAAAUUGGUACAGCAUCCUUCUCGGAGCCUCCUCGCUUUCGGUGGUUACGAUAUACCCACUCAUGAAGCGAAUAACGUAUUGGCCACAAGCAGUGCUCGGUCUGGCCUUCAACUGGGGCGCUUUCCUUGGUUGGUCUGCAAUAGCAGGUACUGUUAACUGGCAUGUCUGUCUUCCCCUGUACCUUGGCGGUGUCUGUUGGACGUUGGUGUACGACAGUAUCUAUGCGCAUCAGGUAGUGCUGCGACGCGAAACACCGGGCACGUCCUUACGAUACUUUUUACAGGAUAAGAUAGACGACGUAAAGGCGGGUAUACGUUCCACGGCACUACUUUUCGGGGAGAAAUCACGGCCUAUUCUCAGUGCGCUUUCCGCAUCUGCUAUGUCACUCGUGACCUAUGCAGGCGUAGUAAAUGUACAGGGUGUACCUUUCUACCUUGGGGUAGGUCUUGGAGGGGUUCAGCUUGUCAAGGUUCUCUGGAGCAUCAACUUCGAUGACCGAGUCAGUUGCUGGAAAGGGUUUGUCGG
Pisolithus orientalis is the source of this 1110-nucleotide messenger RNA. Its product is annotated as UbiA prenyltransferase family-domain-containing protein. Gene Ontology annotation, molecular function: 4-hydroxybenzoate polyprenyltransferase activity. NCBI's taxonomy places the organism in Eukaryota, Fungi, Basidiomycota, Agaricomycetes, Boletales, Pisolithaceae. Gene Ontology annotation, cellular component: mitochondrial inner membrane. The annotation marks the transcript as partial. Gene Ontology annotation, biological process: ubiquinone biosynthetic process. The record is from RefSeq and is a predicted model, not a curated record. The transcript has 5 exons.